This is a messenger RNA of Lingula anatina, 3591 nucleotides long. RefSeq lists its product as uncharacterized. Gene Ontology annotation, molecular function: protein binding. Lineage: Eukaryota; Metazoa; Brachiopoda; Lingulata; Lingulida; Lingulidae. The record is from RefSeq and is a predicted model, not a curated record. Gene Ontology annotation, biological process: signal transduction.
UUGUAAACAAGAUCGAACGAAGCUACAACAGGAAGGUCUGCGGAGGUUUAAGUCCCUGGUCUUCCCAAUGGCUGCGUCUGGCCCUGAAACAAAACCUUGGAUGGAAACUAUCCAUGUGGCUGCAGAGUUUGGAGAUAUCGACACAGUGCGUCGACUGCUAGAGAGUAAUAUAUGCGGCGUAGACGAGAGAGGGGGCAUAACUCGUUAUGGGCGUCGGACACCUCUUCAUUGCGCUGCUCAGGGUGGUCACUGCGGCGUAGCAGCUCUCCUCAUUCAGCUAGGAGCUGAUCCUUGCAGUACAACCUGUUAUGGGCGUACACCGCUUCAUUUUGCUGCUGAGGGUGGUCACUGCGAUGUAGCAGCACUACUCAUUCAGCAUAGAGCUGAUCCCUGCAGUAAGGAUAUGAUGGGACGCACACCUCUCCAUGACGCUGCUAGCUGUGAUGUCGCAGAUUUACUCAUUCAGCAAGGAGCUGAUUUCCGCAGUAAGGAUAUGAAUGGUUUUACACCUCUUCAUUACGCUGCUUUGGGUGGUCACUGCGAUGUGGCAGCUCUACUCAUUCAGUGCGGAGCUAAUUUCCGCAGUAAGGAUAAGAGUGGUUGCAUACCUCUUCAUUGCGCCGCUAGCCGCGGUCACUGCGCUGUAGCAGCUCUACUCAUUCAGCACGGAACUGAUGUCUGCAGUAAGGAUAAGGAAGGUUAUACACCUCUUCAUUACGCUGCUGAGGUUGGUCAGUGCGAUGUUGCAGCUCUACUCAUUCAGCAUGAAGCUGAUAUUUGCAGUAAGCAUAAGGGUGGCUGGACACCUCUUCAUUGCGCUACUUGGGAUGGCCACAGCGAUGUAGCAGAGCUUCUCAUUCAACGCGGAGCUGAUCCCUGCAGUGAGGACAAGGGUGGUUGGACACCUCUUCAUUGCGCCGCUAGCCGCGGUCACUGCGCUGUAGCAGCUCUACUCAUUCAGCACGGAGCUGAUGUCUGCAGUAAGGAUAAGGGUGGCUGGACACCUCUUCAUUGCGCUGCUUGGGAUGGUCACAGCGAUGUUGCAGAUCUUCUCAUUCAGCACGGAGCUGAUCCCUGCAGUAAGGAAGAUAAUGAUCGCACACCUCUUCAUCAUGCCGCUAGUGGCGGUCACUGCGCUGUAGCAGCUUUACUCAUUCAGCACGGAGCUGAUGUCUGCAGUAAGGAUAAGGAUGGUUGCACGCCUCUUCAUUCCGCUGCUAAGGCUGGGUAUGAAGCAGCUCUCCUCAUUCAACAAGGGGCUGAUUCCUGCAGUAAAAGCAGAGGUGAUUUGGAACGAAGUGGUGAAGUGCAGUUGCUUUUAAAGAAGUUUGAAAGUGGUUAUAUCCAGCAAUUCAUGAUAACGAAGACGCUGGAGCAUGUCUCUGCCGAUAUGAGCCUUGGGAUCAAUAAUAAUUUCCCUGAUGAAGUUCAAAGACAAGCCCAAGGGCUGAAAGAUUGGAGAAAUGCAAAUAAUUUCAAAACCAUUCAAGAAAUAAAAGCUGGACUUUUAGCUCAAGGACGCGAGGAGCUUUGUGAACUUGCUGCAGAACAGUAUGCUACUGUCGUCAUGAAGAUCAUAAAUAUGUCUACGGAACACUACCAAGGUUUUUGUGAAGGACUUUCAACAGCCCAGUUUAUGCUUCAAGAGCGUCAACCAGCUGCGUUAGAAACACAAAGCCAGGAAAUCGGCAUGGAGCUUGAAUCCUACAAAUAUGAUGCGUUCCUGAUUCACAGCGGUGAGGAUAAUUCCAAAGUCGAAGAAGUUUUGGAGCAGCUCGAGUCACGUGGAAUCCGUUGUUGUUAUGCACCACGUGAUUUCCAACUUGGAAGAAGCAUAUUUUCUUGCAUAGAUGACGCCGUGGAAUCGUCCAGGUGUACUGUUGUCAUGGUGUCUGAGAACUUUAUGAAAAGCACGUGGUGCAAGCAUGAACGAGAUGUGGCCGAGGUCAAGGCAAGGGACACGGAAGGCUAUUUGAUGAUUCCUGUGCUUUUGGACUUCGAACCCUCGGAUUUGCCACGUACUUACAAAGCCAGGAAGUUCGUCCGUGCUGAUUGCCAAGAUUUUAUUCCCAAACUGGCCAAAGCUAUUGAAGGUCCGACAGCUGCUCCAUGCUAUGGCCAACUCCGCAGAGAAAAUGAAGCAUUGAAACAAGAGAUGGAAGGGAUGAGUCAGCAACUUGAAGAUUCAAACUCAACGAUUAGGCAACUGCGGGCAAAUUUGGAGUCGUUUACACUGUAUUAUUAGCAGCAACAUAGAUAUUAUAUUAUAUUCUCAAAUGCUUCACUGAAAGGAAAUGUUGGUUAUUGUGUGACCUUUUUAAUAUUGACGCCUUUAAUUGUAAAUGUACAAUUAAACCCCAUUCUCACUCGGCGUCUCAUUUUUUCUUAGUGGUACAUGUAUAUGUUACGUAUACGUACGAUGGGCGUAGUGAGUAAGGAGACACUGAUCUUAUACUUAUUAAUAUUCUCUAACCACAGGGUGCGCUGGUAGUCCUUAACAAAAAUAUUGAAAGCGACCCUGUGGUAUUUGGAGCAAUUUAGAAGAACACGUUCCUCGACAGACAUACUCUUUAUAUUUAGCCGGGUGGGGGGUGAUUUCACCUUGGUUCUGAGUAUCGCACAUGCCAGCCUAUGGUAUGUAAUGCAAGUAAAGCAUCUAAAGCAUUGACAUGCUCCAGAUUCCCGCUGAAUGAUUACACAGAACACAGCUAUUACCUCCCCCCCCUCUUAGUUGCAGAGGGCGGGUGGGGGAUGGGGCAGUCACAUUAUCCCAGACUGUUUAAGUGUAAUCAUUCAGCGGGAAUCUGGAGCAUGUCACAGAAUCCCACAGCGUGAUGUUCUAUAGUAUUUUAGGGGGCCCUUAUAUCAGAGGGAAACGUUAUCGUAUGCAUGUAUGUAUGCAUGUAUGUAUGUACUGGGGUAACAGUAGUAUAUGUAAAUGUACAAACUGUAUGUAUGUGUGUAAUUAGAAAUGUGUCUUAACCACCAUUGGGUCAAAUAUUUUGCCAUCACUUGUAUUUUACUUACGCAAAUAGUCUCUCUCUCUAUGCCUCUAUCUCUUUUUAACAACCAUCAAAUAUCCGUUAUAGCAUAAUACGAGUAUAUUAUUCAUCAUUGUAACAACUUAAUUUUAAAUAUGGGUGGCGUGAAUUUUAGUGACAGAUAUUCAUGAUUAAGUAAAGCAAAACAAAACAAACAAACAAAAAAAAAAAAACGCAGUGAAGAGAUAAACUGUGCGAAAUAAGCUUACAUGUUCCCGGCUAAUAUAAAAAAACAUCAUUUCAUUUCAUUUGUAAGAAAAGGACAACCAAAUUACUUUUAUAUGUGCAGAAAAAGAUGCGUGGUAAUUCUGAAGUUACGUACCGGUGUGACAGGAAUGGAAGUCCGCUAGGAACCAUAGUCCGUCCCCCAUUACUUUGAACAGGUGACAUUCGUCUCAAAUACUAACCCCAAUAAUACUACGACUAACGCUAACCUGAAGUUAUCAUAUGGGACCUCGGACUUCCUUGCCUAUAGGAUUGCCAUUCCUGUCACACCGGUGUUAGAUACAUGUACAGUCUUCCAGUAGCACAAUUUUGAUUUCUUUUCUAA